AUGAGGCAUCGCAACAUCAAGAAAUACCGAACUCCCGUUUCAAGUGUUGGAAAUAAUGCGGUCAUCAUAUCAAAACAAGACUGGAAACGCAUGAAAAAGGAAGCAAAACAUCUAACACCUGUUGAACGCGAAAAUAAGGAAAAGAAAAAAGAAGAAAAGAAGAAACAGAAGUUUCAAGAGAUCUACGAAAAGCGUGAAGCUAUCGAAGCUAACGAUAAAAUAAAACAGGAAGUUGCCAAAAUGCAGCAAACUGAAAAUCAAAUCAAAAAGAACGAAGCUGUCCUUGCCAAAGCAAGAUCUAUUCAAAACGAAGAACUUGAUGAAGUUAAAGCUAUAAAUACUGAUGUUCUUGUUGCUCGAAUCAAAUCUUUACAAGCAGCCCAAAUUAUUGAGAACAGAAAGAGGCAAGAAGAAGAAAAAAAGCGAGCAGAGCAAGAAGCAGAAAUACUUGAAGCCCACCGCAAAGAAGCGUUAGAUAUAUACGCAGAAAGAGAACGAAAGAGAGCAGAAAAUCAAAAGCAAAUGUCAACAUUUUUGUUACAACAAAUUGAAGAACGAAAGAAACUUGCAGAGGAACAAAGGAAACAGAGACAGCGCGAAAUUGAGCUCCAACAAGAAGAUUACAAACGCGCUAGGGAAGAAGAAAGAAAAGAACAAGAAGAAAGAAUUCGGAGAAAUCAAGAAUUCUCAAAACAAUGCAUGGAGGCAAAUGCAGCAGCAAUACGUCGCAAGCAAGAAGAGAAGAAACGCGAACUAGAAGAAGAUCAAAAACUCAUUGAAUUCCAACGUCAAGAAGCAGAGAAAGAAAGGAAGAAGCAGGAAGAGAAAAGAAGGCGUCAAGAACAGAGGGAAAAAGAGAUUGAUGUUUUAAGAAGACAGCAACAGAAAGAAAUCGAUGAUGGUGAGAAACAAGAUGAAUUACAAAUGAGAAGAGUGCAAAGUGAGAACGAGAAAAAGCAGAGAGAUAGAGAACUCUCAGAGCAGGAGAGAAGACGAAAAAUCCAGGAAGAAAUGAGACUCGCAAGAGAAGAAGAAAUUCGGAUCAAAAAACUUCGUAUGAUUGAAGAAGCUAAACGAGAUCGUGAAGAGUUCCAGAAGGCACUUGAAAUAUCACGCAAGCAAGAAGAAGAAAGGCAAAGACGGCUGGAAGAGAAGAGGAAACGUGAUGAAGAAUACAGAACAUACUUGCAAAAUGAUAUAAGAGCUAAAAUUGAAGCAAGAAAUCUUCAGCCACUUGUUGAUCUUGAUGAACAGAAGCAUCUCGAGGAUAUGAAGAAAGAUUACAUUGAAAACUUGGAAUCUGUCCGAGAUCAAAAGGUGAAAAUGCUCGAAGAAGAAGGUGUUCCUGAAAAAUAUAUUACUGACCUCAGAAAUAGGAAGUUCAGAAUCCAUUAA
Trichomonas vaginalis G3 is the source of this 1395-nucleotide messenger RNA. RefSeq names its product cilia- and flagella-associated protein 45 family. Bases 1 to 1395 code for a protein of 464 amino acids. The record is from RefSeq and is a predicted model, not a curated record. The transcript has a single exon. NCBI's taxonomy places the organism in Eukaryota, Parabasalia, Trichomonadida, Trichomonadidae.